AUGGGGAGCACAUCUCCUGAGCUGAAAUAUGACAUCCACCAUCAAUGGCCAACGCCUCAUGCAAGCAAGACUUUGCAGUCGUGGAGCAAGCUCAACUCUCAUAUCAAAACUGGCACUGUCCAAAUUGAUGGCAAAACAUUAGAUGUGGCGGCUGUUGUUGCUGUUGCACGAAACGGUACACGCCUUGCUAUCUCCGACGACCCCAGCGUCAUCCAGCGCGUCGAAGCUAGUGUCGAGACCUUACAGAGCUAUCUCUCCAAGGGUUAUUACCUCUAUGGCGUCAACACCGGAUUUGGAGGCAGCGCCGACACACGAACAACGGACUUAUACGGGCUGCAGCGUGCUUUGAUGCAACACACUCAAAGCGCAGUAUUGACUCAAGAGGACAAAACCGACUCUCCCAGCCGCCAUGAGUAUCUUGAAUCCCACAGUAUGCCAAGCGCAUGGACCAGAGCUAUGACAGCUAUUCGCUGUAACGCCAAUAUUCGCGGCCACUCAGCUAUGACCCGCAACAUCGUUGACUCGAUGAUCAAGCUGUUAGAACACGAUAUCGUUCCGAUCGUGCCUUUGCGAGGCUCUAUCUCAGCUUCUGGAGAUUUGAUGCCCUUGUCAUAUCUCUCUGGAACUAUCCAAGGAAACCCGGAUAUCUACGUGCGCGUCGGAGGUCGCAAGGGCGCACCCCGUGUCAAAUCAGCGCAGCAAGCUCUCUACGAGGCUUCCAUUGAGCCCGUCAUCCUGGGACCUAAGGAGGGUUUGGCUUUGAUUAACGGAACUGCUGCUGCAACUGCGGUGGCUAGCUUGGGUCUCUACGAAGCCAAUCAGCUCGCGCUGGUCGCGCAACUGUUGACUGCACUCUUGUCUGAGGCCCUCUAUGCCAACAACGAGUGGGCUCAUCCCUUCGUCGCUGCAGCACGCCCACACCAAGGUCAGAUUGAGGCUGCUCAGAACAUCCGAACUUUCUUGAAAGGCUCAAGGCUGUCGUAUGGUCUAGAACAGACUAAGAACCGCUUCUCGGAGGGUCUGGCCCAAGAACGAUAUGCGCUGCGCAGUGCACCACAGUGGCUCUCGCCUCAGCUAGAGGAUCUCCUCAGUGCAGAGAAGCAGUUGGUGACUGAGCUCAACUCCACUUCCGAUAAUCCAGUUGUCAACAGUGAGGAUAAUGACAUCCACUCCGGUGCCAAUUUUCAGGCUGCGGCAGUAACAUCAGCCACCGAGAAGAUCCGUCUCGCGUUGCAGUCCAUUGGCCGAAUGCUUUUCAGCCAAGUCAGUGAGGUGAUCAACCACGACCUGAGCAAUGGCCUUCCACCUAACUUGGCCGCCGAUGAUCCUAGCCUCUCAUUCUGCCUGAAGGGUAUCGAUGUGAACACUGCCGCUUACACCUCGGAGCUGGGAUUUCUGGCCAACCCAGUCAGUAACCACGUGCAGUCGGCCGAGAUGCACAAUCAAGCCAUCAACUCGCUCGGUCUGGUCUCCGCACGCCAAACAAUGGCUGCCAUUGAGUGUCUCUCCUUGAUUGUCGCCAAUGCCCUGUACACAGGCUGCCAAGGUGUAGACCUCCGUACAUUACACCGUACCUUCCUUGCAGGCCUGGAGGAGCCCACCAGGCAAAUUGUCACCGGUCUCUUCCCUGACCAGCACGACCAAGUGGCCAGGGAAGAAUUCUUUACCAUAUUCUGGAAACAGUUCGCGAAAGACUGGUACAAUGCCGCCAUAUAUGACGCCGCUGAGCGUGCCGAGAGAGCAUCACAGUCGUUAGCCAUGGCUGUCUUUGCAAACAUCCAGCAAAUUCCCACCAUCGUGUCCGUGGAAACGGUCACAAACUUAACUAAGGCGUUCGAGACUCUGAUUCUAGAGUCUUAUCUGCGCCACCGCGAUGCCUUUUUCCAGCAGCCAACUACGGCCGAGUAUCUCGGUCAAGGCACAAAAGCUGUUUAUCUCUUCGUUCGCGAAAAGCUGCGUGUGCCGCUGCACCGAGGCCUCAUCGAGCAUCCCGUGGCUGGAGACAAGCAAGGCAAUGUAAUCGAUGGCCGUCCCAAGAGAACGAUUGGAUCCUGGGUAUCGAUCAUCUAUGAGGCCGUUCGAGAUGGAUCACUGUAUGCUGAAGUCUUCCAGUUUUUGGAAGCCAGUAGUAGCUUGAGUGUGUCGGCUGGAACAAAUGUAACAGAUGGGGCCAAUGGAGUGAAUGGGGCCAAUGGAGUGAAUGGGGCCAAUGGAGUGAAUGGGGCCAAUGCGACAAAGAUUGCGAAGGCUGCAAAUGGGUCGAAUGGGAACGACAUAAAUUGA
This is a messenger RNA of Penicillium waksmanii, 2283 nucleotides long. Its product is annotated as aromatic amino acid ammonia-lyase. Gene Ontology annotation, biological process: L-phenylalanine catabolic process. The record is from RefSeq and is a predicted model, not a curated record. Gene Ontology annotation, cellular component: cytoplasm. Lineage: Eukaryota; Fungi; Ascomycota; Eurotiomycetes; Eurotiales; Aspergillaceae. The coding region runs from base 1 to 2283 and encodes 760 amino acids. The transcript has 3 exons. Gene Ontology annotation, molecular function: ammonia-lyase activity.